Messenger RNA from Cynoglossus semilaevis (tongue sole), 1920 nucleotides. It is a transcript of the gene bin2a, whose product is annotated as bridging integrator 2a. Lineage: Eukaryota; Metazoa; Chordata; Actinopteri; Pleuronectiformes; Cynoglossidae. Gene Ontology annotation, biological process: podosome assembly; phagocytosis, engulfment; plasma membrane tubulation. Gene Ontology annotation, molecular function: phospholipid binding; protein binding. The record is from RefSeq and is a predicted model, not a curated record. The transcript has 12 exons. Bases 1 to 1344 code for a protein of 447 amino acids. Gene Ontology annotation, cellular component: phagocytic cup; podosome; cytoplasm.
AUGUGGGUGCUGCAAAAGCUAGGAAAAACAGAGGAAACCCGAGAUGACAUGUUUGAAUACUAUAAUCAGCUGUUCCUGGACCAGCAGGUUGAUGGGAAUCGAAUUUACAAAGACCUGAGGAACUAUGUUAAUGCAGUACGAGACAUGCGAGAAGCAUCAAGGCGUCUCACCCAGUCUCUGUUUGAUGUCUAUGAAAAUGACUGGGCUGGAGAGGAAGACCUUGGAGCCAUUGUUGAGGGGGAGGAUCUUCUCUGGAAUGACUACGAGGUAAAGCUGAUAGACCAGACCAUACACACCGUGGAGUCCUAUGUGAGCCAAUUUCCAGAUGUCAAGGAAAAAGUCUCCAAGAGGAGAAGAAAACUAGUCGACUACGACUCCUCUCGUCACCACCUCGAGGCACUGCAGACUGCAAAGAAGAGAGACGACGUCAAGAUAAAGAAGGCGGCGGAGGAAGUAAAUUACGCCAAAAGUGUCUACAUGGGCAUCAACAGUGAGUUGAAACAAGAGCUGCCAGUGCUUUUUGACAGUCGUAUUGGCUGCUACAUCAGCGUGUUCUCCUCAAUAUCCAAUCUACGAGAGACUUUCUGCAGAGAAAUGCGUACACUCGCUCUGGAUCUGCAGAAUGUGAUGAAAGAGCUGCAGGCUCAGCAUCCGGAUAAAGUGUUUGCUGUGAAGGGAAUACAACGCUAUGGUUCACUAAGGAGACGAACUCUGAUGUCACCGAGGGCCUGGAAGGCCAGUUUCUCAGAGUUUCACCGCAGCUACAGUCCUAAAACUGGCCCAGGGUUCAGCCUGAAGUCUCCGGACAAACCUCGGCGCAGCACUCUGUCCAGAGAGAGCAGCACGCACUCGGUGUCCCUGCAGUCGCCACCUCCGGUGAACCCCAUCUCCGAGCACGGUGACCCGGAUGCUGAAUCGAACCACCGUGAAAACCACUGCUCUACUGCAGAAGAGGAAAGUCCAGAGGGGACGUCAGGCAUCGGGCUGAAGUCCAAAGAAGACACAAAACAAGAGGAAAAGUCUGUGAAGGAAGAGGUGCCAGAGAUUGAGCCUCCUGCAGAAUCGGAUGAUAAGGGAGAGGGAGAGAGAGCUGCGGUGAGUGAGAGCAGCUCUGAACUGAACAACUCCUGUGACUCAGAGAGCUUGGAUCUCAAGCUGUCUGCUGCAGUCAGCGAUACUCUGCACAUCGAGGAGACAGACGGAGAGAGCUCCGACGGCCUUAAAUCAAGCAGACUGGAGAACGGAGAUGUUUCUGGGUUGAACUCCGACACCAGUGACCUUCGUGACAAGGAUGUUAAGGCAGAAGUGCAGACGUCUCGAGACGCCAAGAGCACAGACGUUUAAGAUUUUGACACAAGAAGCCCAGAGGAGACUAAAGUCAACAGCUGCACAAGAUGAAAAAUGUAGAAGCAGCUGCACAGAAAUGCCCAACUGGUGUCGUGGAUGCUGGUGUCCAAGUACGGUCUGAGCAGAGAUCUGACGCUGUUGGUUUUUAACUCAAUGAAAUCAGUUGUAAAUACAAUAAAAAUUUAAUCCUCUACCUGCUGUACUACAUCUAAUAUUUUACCAAGUAUAAAGUAUGAACAUUUAAAAAUCAAUUUGUCUAAAGGUUCACACUGUGGAAAAGCCAGUGUUUUGGGUUCAGAAAAAUCUUAGCUUUGAAUAUAAAAGUGAAACCCAACAGUUUUCAUUCUGAGUGAUUUUUCUGCGUUUCCUUUUUUUUUCUUCUGUAUGUUUUUCAUCCACUUUCGAUGCAAAGAAACUAGUUUUGAGUUUCAUUUUUUCUUUCAUGGCUUUGAACUUUGUUUGAUCUUUUUUACCCACAAGAUUAAUUAUUUAAUGCACACGUAUUCUUCAAUAUGCUCUGUCUGUAAUUUUGCCGAAAUGUUCACAAAUUAAUAAUUAAAAAUACAUAAUUGG